UCCCACAUCACCCAUGGAACAAAAUAAACUUGCACGAACAAAACCCUCGGUCGCAAAACCCUCUCAAACCCGCCGCUCUUGCCUCCCCGGGCUGUUUCUCGGUCUCCCCUGACCCCUCGCCGGGACCUUCCAAACCCUCGCAAGAAUCCCAGCCGCCACCGAUGGCGACGCCGUCUCCGGUGGGCCUGAAGCAGAGCUACCGGUGCGUGUCCUCGCUGCAGCAGUUCUACAGCGGGGGCGCCUUCGCAGUCGCCUCCGACGGCGCCUUCCUCGCCUGCGCCUGCGGCGACCAGAUCAAGGUCGUCGACGCUUCUGACGCCUCUGUUCGGGCGACCCUCGAUGGCGACUCCGAGGCCGUCACCGCCCUCGCCCUCAGCCCCGACGACCGCUUCCUCUUUUCCGCCAGCCACAGCCGUCUGAUCCGCGUCUGGGACCUUUCCUCCCUCAAGUGCAUCCGUUCUUGGAAGGGACAUGAUGGGCCAGUGAUGGGCAUGGCAUGCCAUUCUUCUGGCGGAUUGAUUGCUACAGCAGGGGCAGAUAAAAGGGUCUGUGUCUGGGAUGUGGAUGGUGGCUUUUGCACACAUUUCUUCAAAGGUCACCAGGAUGUUGUGACGAGCAUUGCAUUCCAUAGUGAUCCAAACCGCUUACUUCUUUUCUCAGGAAGCAAUGAUGCAAGCAUACGAGUUUGGAAUCUUGAAAGUAAAAAGUGUGUUGCAGUGCUGGAAAAACACUUCUCACCGGUGACUUCCUUGGCACUAUCAGAAGAUGGACAGACUUUGCUCAGUGCUGGAAGAGAUAAGGUCGUGAAUAUAUGGGACCUGCGUAAUUAUAGCUUUAAGAUCACAGUACCAGCAUAUGAGAUGGUGGAAACUGUUUCCGUUAUUCAAUUGGGGACUAGCUUGUCAGCUUGUUUGGGCCUAUCUGAAUUGCCAAGUGGGAAGAGAAAAGCGAGUAGUUCACCGAUUUAUUUUUUGACAGUCGGUGAGCGUGGAAUUGUACGCAUAUGGAACUCAGAAGGUGCAGUUUGUAUAUAUGAGCAGCAAUCUUCGGAUGCUACUAUUAGCUCAGAUAAGGAAGACUCCAGAAGAGGAUUUACAUCAGCUGUUAUAUUACCGUCGGAUCAAGGAUUGCUCUGUGUUACUGCUGACCAGCAGUUUCUGUUUUAUUCCCCUAUCAAAUCAGUUGAACGGGCAUUUGAGUUGAACCUGCACAAACGUCUUGUUGGUUAUAAUGAAGAGAUUCUUGAUAUGAGGUUCUUGGGUGAAGAUGAAGAAUAUCUUGCCGUGGCUACAAAUUUGGAACAGGUGCGAGUUUAUGAUGUUGCAUCCAUGUCAUGUGCUUAUGUAUUGUCAGGGCACACAGACAUUGUUGUAUGCCUUGACACAUGCAUUUCAAGUUCAGGGAGGCCACUUGUGGUAACUGGAAGCAAGGACAAUAGUGUAAGUAACCUUCCUUCUAAGACACAAUGCUUCAAUGGAGUGACCAGCUACUUUUAUAUGAGGCCUAUUUGAGAAUGGCUCAGUUAUAUGGUCAUGUAGAUGGCUGGAAACUUAGAGCUGGCCUGGAGUUUAGCACUAGGGCCAUUUACAUACUGUAGCUUGAAUAAUGGCUUUUACCUGG
Molecule: messenger RNA, 1620 nt
Organism: Phoenix dactylifera (date palm)
Lineage: Eukaryota; Viridiplantae; Streptophyta; Magnoliopsida; Arecales; Arecaceae
Source: RefSeq, a predicted model, not a curated record